Molecule: messenger RNA, 584 nt
Organism: Doryrhamphus excisus (bluestripe pipefish)
Lineage: Eukaryota; Metazoa; Chordata; Actinopteri; Syngnathiformes; Syngnathidae
Gene: ndufb11
Product: NADH:ubiquinone oxidoreductase subunit B11
Cellular component (GO): respiratory chain complex I
Source: RefSeq, a predicted model, not a curated record
AAAAAAAGGAAUCGUCCCCAAGCUCCCGUUUCCGGUUCCGGGUCAUCAGUAUCCUUCACAAACACGGCAAAAUGUUAACCCGGCUUGCACGAUUCGGCCUCAUUUUGCCCCGCUUACGUUUGAAUGUACCGGUUCGGUGCGUGUCACAAUCGAAGCCAAACGGUGCGGUUGGUUCGAGUGCCGUGACGGAGCUGCAGCAGGCGGCUCCGAGCGACAGCCAUGGUGAGGUCAGCCAGUAUGUCAAGAAUCCAGAUUACCAUGGCUUCUCCAAUGACCCUGCGGUUGAUGUAUGGAACAUGCGAUUGGCCUUCUUCUUUGGCAUCUCAGUGUGUAUUGUCCUUGGAGGAACGUUCAUUCACUACUUACCAGACCACGGUAUGCGCCAAUGGGCCAGAAGGGAGGCUGAACGUGUCAUCCUGCAGAAAGAGAAGGCGGGUCUACCACUGAUAGAUGAAAACUACUAUGACACCAACAAAAUCGUUCUGCCCAGCGCUGCAGAAGAGUAGUGUCAACAACUAUCCACUUAAUGUAUUUCACUAGUGUUGUAUGUCAUAGUAGAAUAAAGGAGCUCUUGAAUUCUUUAA